This is a messenger RNA of Leishmania mexicana MHOM/GT/2001/U1103, 1296 nucleotides long. Its product is annotated as putative fatty-acid desaturase. NCBI's taxonomy places the organism in Eukaryota, Euglenozoa, Kinetoplastea, Trypanosomatida, Trypanosomatidae. Bases 1 to 1296 code for a protein of 431 amino acids. Gene Ontology annotation, molecular function: stearoyl-CoA 9-desaturase activity; iron ion binding. Gene Ontology annotation, cellular component: endoplasmic reticulum membrane. Gene Ontology annotation, biological process: unsaturated fatty acid biosynthetic process. The transcript has a single exon. The record is from RefSeq and is a predicted model, not a curated record.
AUGACCUCGGUGGAGAAGAAGGGUAAGGACAUGACGGAGGAGACUGCGCGCCGUCAGCCCACGUACCAAGAGGGCAACUAUGAGAUCAACUAUGUUGCCGUGGCUGUCCUGGGCCUUCCCAUCGCUGGCGUACUCGCUGCCGUGUUCAUGGGCGUGCCACUGCAGUGGAAAACGUUUGUCACCGCCGUACUUUUUUACAUGUUCAAUGGUUGCCUCGGCGUCACCGUUGGCUACCACCGUCUGUUCUCGCACCGCUCAUACACGGCCUCCACUGCGUUCCAGUGGCUGUGCGCUUUCGCUGGCGCCGGCUCUUUCGAAGGCUCGGCCAAGUGGUGGGCCCGCAACCACCGCAUUCACCACCGUUAUGUGGACACGGAGAAGGACCCCUACAACGCGCAGCGUGGCUUCAUUUUCUCGCACAUGGGGUGGAUGAUCAUGAAGCAGGACUAUUCCCUGCUCGGCAAGGUGGACGUGUCGGACUUCAAGUACAACUACGUGAUCCAGUUCCAGCACAAGCACUUUUUUAAGAUGGCGAUGCUAUCCGGUGUCAUCCUACCCACGGUGAUCUGCGGCCUCGGCUGGGGUGACUGGCUUGGUGGGUACUUCUACGCCGCUCUCGCGAAGAUCGUGUUCGUUCACCACUGCACCUUCUUCAUCAACAGCCUGGCUCACACGAACCUCUUCGCUGCGGUGCAGAACUACUCGGACCGCCACUCGUCGCACGACUCCUUCGUGUGCGCGCUGUUCACUUUUGGUGAGGGCUAUCACAACUUCCACCACGAGUUUGCCCAGGACUACCGCAACGGGAUCAAGUGGUAUCACUACGACCCCACCAAGUGGAUCAUCCGCGCGGUGUCGUUUCUCGGCGGUGCCAAGAACCUCGUGCGCACGCCGAACGAUGUCAUCGAUGCUAACUUCAACAAGAUGCUGCUGAAGAAGUCGAAGAAGGCGAUGGAGCAGGCACAGACUCGGCUAGGCCAGCUCGACAUCCCCAUCUCUGCGGAGUGGACUUGGGAGAAAGUCCAGGAUGAAGUGGCUAAGGGCCGCAAGCUGACGGUCAUCAACAACGAAGUGAUUGACCUGAUGCGCAGCAUUCAGACCGGCGCUGGCUACACGCACAACAGCAAGGACGUCAUCUGGUACUCGAACCACCCCGGCGGCCAGCGCAUCCUGGACAUGUUCGUUGGCAAAGACGCAACGUCGGCGUUCACUGGUGGGGUGUACGCUCACUCGUGCGGCGCCGAGUCCUACCUUCAGCAGCUGCGCGUUGCGAAGCUGAAGGUAGUGACCGAUUAA